Messenger RNA from Amaranthus tricolor (Joseph's coat), 1053 nucleotides. Its product is annotated as protein ALP1-like. The coding region runs from base 1 to 1053 and encodes 350 amino acids. The transcript has a single exon. Lineage: Eukaryota; Viridiplantae; Streptophyta; Magnoliopsida; Caryophyllales; Amaranthaceae. The record is from RefSeq and is a predicted model, not a curated record.
AUGGAAGCUGUCUCCAACAACGAUCCAUGGUUCACUACCAACAUUGAUGCAACUGGUAGAAAAGGUCUAAGUGCUUUACAAAAGUGUACUGCAGCUCUUCGUAUGCUAGCAUACGGGGUGGCUGCUGAUCAAGUUGAUGAGCACCUCCGAAUUAGCGAAAGCACAGCACGAAAAGCACUCACUCAUAUCACAAAGGGAAUAAUCAACCAAUUUGGGCAACAUUAUUUGAGAAAACCAACAACACAAGAUUUGACGAGAUUAUUAGCCUUUAGUGAAGAACGAGGAUUCCCUAGCAUGAUUGGUAGUGUUGAUUGCAUGCAUUGGGAGUGGAAGAAUUGCCCAGCAGCACGGAAAGGGCAAUAUCAAGGCCGAGCUGGUGUUGCAACAUUAAUUCUUGAAGCUGUCGCCGAUCAUGACCUAUGGAUAUGGCAUGCCUUUUUUGGGAUGCCAGGUUCAUAUAAUGAUCUCAACGUGUUAUAUCGAUCACCUCUUUUAGUUGAUUUGUUUGAAGGAAGGGCACCACCUGUCAAUUUCACGGUGAAUGGAAAUCAAUACGGCAUGGCUUACUAUCUCACUGAUGGCAUUUAUCCUAAAUGGGCUACUUUUAUUCAGUCUAUUACUGAACCGCAAACAGCAAAAGCAAGGUUAUUUGCCCAACAUCAAGAAGCAGCAAGAAAGGAUGUGGAGCGAGCAUUUGGAGUGUUGCAAGCUCGAUUUGCAAUAAUUAGAAAGCCCUCACUUGCUUGGGAUGAAGAACGACUCUCUGAUAUAAUUACGUCUUGUAUAAUUAUGCAUAAUAUGAUAGUGGAAGAUGAAAGAGAUACAUAUACACACUAUGCUGAUGGUAGAGAGUUCAUGGGAGAUCGCCCAAAAGGUCAAUCAGAAGGUACAAGUGGAUUAAAUGAUGACUUUGAGUAUUACACAGAUAGAAUUGUUGAUAUCAAUCGAUACUUGGCAAAUAAGGAUGAUGUUGAAGAUCGACAAACACAUUUAUCCUUAAAAGAUGACUUGGUUGAAAAUAUCUGGCAAAAGUUUGGAGAGAACCGCAAUUAA